AUGGACGACCUGGUGCUCGAGAACAUCUGCGACAGGGUCAAGUCCCUCGUAUUCCCCAAAGGAGAAGUUAUUGUCAGAGAAGGGGACCCAGUGAAGAGGAUGCUGUUCAUAGUGCGCGGCCACCUGCAGAGCAGCCAGGUGCUCCGCAACGGCGCCGAGAGCUGCUGCAUGCUGGGGCCGGGCAACUUCAGCGGCGACGAGCUGCUGUCGUGGUGCCUGCGCCGGCCGUUCCUGGAGCGGCUGCCGGCGUCGUCGUCCACGCUGACGACGCUGGAGAGCACGGAGGCCUUCGGCCUGGACGCCGCGGACGUCAAGUAUGUCACGCAGCACUUCCGGUACACCUUCACCAACGACAAGGUGCGGCGCAGCGCGCGCUACUACUCGCCCGGGUGGCGCACGUGGGCGGCCGUGGCGGUGCAGCUCGCGUGGCGCCGGUACAAGCACCGCAAGACGCUCGCGUCGCUGUCCUUCAUCCGCCCGUGCCGCCCGCUGUCGCGGUGCUCGUCGCUCGGCGAGGAGAAGCUCCGCCUCUAUACCGCGCUGCUCACGUCGCCCAAGCCCAACCAGGACGACCUGCUGUGA
Molecule: messenger RNA, 582 nt
Organism: Miscanthus lutarioriparius
Lineage: Eukaryota; Viridiplantae; Streptophyta; Magnoliopsida; Poales; Poaceae
Source: the annotation of a GenBank genome assembly